This is a messenger RNA of Limulus polyphemus (Atlantic horseshoe crab), 6037 nucleotides long. RefSeq names its product endoribonuclease Dicer-like. Gene Ontology annotation, biological process: apoptotic DNA fragmentation; pre-miRNA processing; siRNA processing. Lineage: Eukaryota; Metazoa; Arthropoda; Merostomata; Xiphosura; Limulidae. The record is from RefSeq and is a predicted model, not a curated record. The transcript is spliced from 14 exons. Gene Ontology annotation, cellular component: nucleus; RISC complex; cytoplasm. Bases 11 to 5512 code for a protein of 1833 amino acids. Gene Ontology annotation, molecular function: deoxyribonuclease I activity; ribonuclease III activity; protein binding.
UUUUGGAAAGAUGUGUUAUUUGACGUGCAGAGAUUAUUUGCAUGCACUCUUAAAUCAGAAGCUUAAGAACGUGUUAAGAAAAAGUACUAUGGAGAACAAAACAACUGGUGGUUCUGUUUCCAAGUCUCAUCACCACAGUGGUGCAAACAACAUUCACACUAAAACUUUCACACCAAGAGAGUAUCAGGUGGAACUUCUUGAAUCAGCUCUUAAAAGAAACACUAUUGCCUGUUUGGGAACAGGAACAGGUAAAACAUUCAUAGCAUUAAUGUUGAUUAAAGAACUUGCUCAUGAAUUGAGAAAACCAUAUGAAGAGGAUGGGAAAAGAACAAUUUUUUUAGUGCCUACAGUGCCUCUUGUGAUACAGCAGAAAGAUAGGAUAAAAGAGUAUACUGAUCUUGCUGUCGGAUUUUUCUAUGGUGAGAUGGGUGUUGAUUUUUGGAGUGCCAAACAGUGGGAAUCCCAGUUUCAGGAAUACCAAGUUUUAGUAAUGACUGCAGAGAUUUUUAGAAUUAUUUUGCACCAUGGAUUUAUUCCUCUGUCAAAAGUUAAUCUAUUAAUUUUUGAUGAAUGUCAUGCAGCAGUGAAGAAUCACCCUUACAAAGAAAUAAUGAUUUGUUUUGAUACUUGCCCAAAAGAAAAUCAUCCUAAGGUUCUUGGAUUAACUGCAUCUAUUUUGAAUGGCAAGUGUAAACCCAGUAAGUUAGAAAAACAUAUACAAAACCUAGAACUUAAUUUGAGAAGUACAGCAGAAACAGCAAGGGACCUUAUUUCUCUAAGUAAAUAUGGAACAAACCCCACAGAAAAUGUUGUUGUUUGUGAUUCUCUUGAAGCAUCACAAAGCAGUGCAGUGCCAAAUAUACUAAAUCAUACUCUUUCAUUUCUGAACUGUACUGAUUUAACCCUAAGAGAAGAAUAUGUGGAUUUACCUCAUCCAUCCACUCUGCCUAAAAAGUACUUAACUGACACAGUUAAAAUUUUUUAUGACCUUGGUCUUUGGUGUGGACAAAAAGCUGCAGAAAUAUUUAUUAGUGAGUUGGAUCAGGAAAUUGAAACAAUAUUUUCAGAUGAUCAUCGUAAUUUUUUGAUUAUGACAAGAACAGCACUCCUAACAGUUGUUUAUCUGUGUAAAAGUAUAUUGUCUUCUGAUUGUAUGGAUGGUAGUAAAAAGGAAAUAGAUGUGAUAGAUAGUGUACCAGUUACAUGUAAGUUAAGAAAGCUACUUGAAAUACUGGAAGCUUUUAAACCUAGUUCAAAGGCAGGUGAUCAUGAGAACAACAUAAUCACUGGUAUGCCAGAGUCUAGAUUAGUAACAAAAGAAAAAUCAAAAUUAGCUGAUGAAUCUGAUUACCUCUGUGGAAUUAUUUUUGUUAAACAGCGUAGCACUGCAUUUUUAAUCAAUUUAUGGUUAACAGAAGUCAGCAAAGCUUAUACAGAGUAUAGUUUUAUAAAAUCUGACUUUGUUGUAGGCCAUGGUUUGGGAGGCACAAGUAAAACUACUAAAGAGGCUUUUAUGUCUUUUCGAAAACAAGAGGAGACUUUGAAGAGGUUCAGAAACCAUGAUUGUAAUAUUCUCAUUGCUACAUCAGUAAUUGAAGAAGGGAUGGAUGUACCUAAGUGCAACCUUGUUGUGAGAUUUGAUCCACCUCCAGAUUAUCGAUCAUAUGUACAGUCCAAAGGACGAGCAAGAGCACCAGGUUCUCAUUACAUACUCAUGGUUUCUGUAGAUAAAAAAGAGGAAUUGCUGAAUACUGUUCAGGAUUUUUUCAAAAUUGAAAAGCUCCUUCUUCGAAAGUGCCAUGACCGAGAAAUGCAUGAUGAAAAACAGAUAGCUGACCAUGUGAUCAAUGAGUUCAAAGCACCAUACAUGCCUGUAAAGAGGGAUGGAGCACCACGUAUUACUUUGUCUUCAGCCAUCAUGCUUGUCAACAGAUAUUGUGUAAAGUUACCAACUGAUUCAUUUACUCGAUUGGCUCCAGAGUGUAUAAUAGAAGAAGUAGUUGAGGAUUUUACUGGGACUUGUAUGCAACUGAAAUCAAGAAAUCUGUACAGAGCCACAAUUACUCUUCCAAUUAAUUCUCUACUGAAAGAACCGAUCAUAGGAGAUAUAAUGCUCACCAAACGUUUAGCAAAGAUGGCUGCAGCUUUAGAUGUAUGUAAGAAACUCCAUGAAAUUGGAGAAUUAGAUGAUAAUUUUGUUCCUGUUGGCAAAGAGGACAAAAAAUUUGAAGAAUUAUUUGAAGAAUUAGAAAAGGAAGAAGUUACUCAUGGCUUAGCCAAACCUGGUACAACCAACAGAAGACAGGUCUACAACAAAAAGACAGCAGAUGCCUUGUGCAACAGUUAUCCUACUCCAGGAGCAACUUGCAUUCUGUACCGGUUCAAAAUGAAGUUGAUGCGUCCAAUACCAAAAGAACUGAACACUAGAAGUCGCAUUAUUUCAGAUCCUGAAGACACCACACAAGGGUUUGGGCUACUGACUACAAAGAAAAUACCUUCUAUAUGCAGUUUUCCACUUUUCACUCGUUCUGGAGAACUAGAAGUAGAACUAGAGUAUGUCGCAUCAAACUUGAAAUUUUCAGAAGAAGACCUGGAAAGCCUUGCUAUUUUCCACAAAUAUAUAUUUUCUGAUGUUCUACAACUGGUUAGAUACCCUAUGAUUUUCAAACCUAAUGCAGAAAAUGCAUCAUUUCUCAUUAUUCCUGUAAACAAAGAAAGUGAAAAUGAAUCUUUCAGUGUAGAUUGGAAAAUUGUGGAAAUUAUUAAUAAGGAAAAGGGUGUUUUACCUUGUAAGUUGUCAGAUGACAAAAGAAAAAAAUACAUUUUUAACGUGAAAGACUACACAGAUGCAGUUGUGAUGCCAUGCUACAGAAAUUUUGACAAACCCAAAUCUUAUUAUGUAGCUGAAAUUUGCCAUGAACUAACUCCUCUAAGUCCUUUCCCUGAUGUUGGGUAUGAAACAUUCGAAGAAUAUUACAAUAAGAAGUACAAAAUCAAAAUAAAUAAUUUGUCUCAAAAUCUUCUUGAUCUGGAUGAAACUCCUGCAAGACUUAACUUUUUAAUACCUCGUUACCUUGAUAAUAAAGGUAAGGCACAUAACACAAGAAGUGAUAAAAGAAAAAAAUCAGGAUAUAAAAAUCCAAAACAGAAGCAGUUACUGGUACCAGAGCUUUGUGUUGUUCAUCCUUUUUCAGCUUCAUUGUGGAAGAAGGCUGUUUGCCUACCUUCUGUUUUGUACCGUAUCAAUUCAUUGUUGCUUGCUGAGGAGUUCAGGCUAAGAGUAGCUCAGGAGAUUGGAGUAGGAUCAGUAGAUGAUGAAAUCAAGUGGCCUAAGCUUUAUUUUGAUUGGCUACUUUUCAAGACUCCAGUCACUCUUGAAAACAGAAUUGAAAAUCAUAACAUACAAGGUUUUGAAAUCUCCUUGUCUCCUAAAAAGCUUUCAUUUUCCAAACUAGAAAACACUGAUUUAGGCAGGCAUGAAAUGCAAGACUUUAAUUUUGAAAACAAAGACUGUACUCAUCUUUUUCCAUCUAUGGAUGAUAUAAUGAAGAGUAGUUCCAACAGAAUACAAUAUGGCUUUCCUAACACUUUUGAUGAAACUGAAGGUAAUUCAGAAUUAUAUAGUGACAUGGAAGAGGGAGAAAUAAGUACAGGUAGCUUGGAAACAGAAUCUUUGAGUGAUGUUUUAGAAAUUAGUAUGUCACAAGAAAGUGAAAGACUAGAAGAUAUUAAUUGUUUUGAAACAAAUUAUUCUCCAGAAAGUGCUUUAUAUGUUUCACAGAAUAGUUCAGAAUCUUUGUCAGAUAAUUGGGAAAUGGGUGAUACUGAAUCUGAAGAAGAGAAUCAGGAAUAUGAACAAGAAGAUAAACUGGAUAUAAGAAACCAAGAAACUAGAGAAUUAAAUCUUAAUAUAAAUCUUCUUGAAGAGUCCAAAAAUAUCAAUUUUGGUGAGUUGCUACCUGAACGAGUAAAUCAGUCACUUAAAGAGGAAGAUAUAUUUCGAGUUCACUUUGAUGAAAACUCAGAAAAUUAUCCAGAACCAAGUCCUAACAUUAUCCUACAAGCUUUUACCAUGGCCAAUGCCUGUGAUGGAAUGAAUUUGGAGAGGCUGGAAACCAUUGGGGAUUCUUUCUUAAAGUAUGCAGUAACUACUUAUUUGUUUUGUAAGUACCAAAAUAUCCAUGAAGGAAAACUUACAUUCAUUAGAAGCAAACAGAUCAGUAAUCUAAACUUGUACAGAAUUGGAAAACGAAAAGGCAUAGGUGAAUUAAUGAUUGCCAGUAAAUUUGAACCACAUGACAAUUGGCUUUCUCCAUGCUAUACCAUAUCACAGAAACAAGGAAAAGAAUUUACUGAUGUAGAAAUGUUUGAAGAGCAUUCAGAUAAUGGAAGUUUGGAAGAAUGCCAUUGGAAAGCAGAAGUUAAUAAUAAAUUUAACAAAACUCAAACUUCUGAAAACCCCACAUCCUUUUCACCAGACACCUCAGAUGGAAAAUCUUAUAAUCUGCUUACUCAAGAAAGCAUUUCAGACAAGAGUAUUGCAGAUGGAGUAGAAGCCUUGAUAGGGGCCUAUCUGUUGUCAUGUGGACCACGUGCAACACUUCUUUUUAUGUCUUGGCUUGGUCUCUGGGUUCUUCCCAAGGAUGAAGAUGGUACUAGUUUCAUUCCAAAGUAUGGAAUGUUUGAGCCUCCAAAAUCACCCCUUCUUAUGCAUGUUCCUUGUAAAAAUGAGAUACUUCUGAAGUUAACGAAUGGCUUUGAUAACUUUGAGAAAAAAAUUGGAUAUUCUUUUAAAGUUAAGGCUUACCUUCUACAAGCCUUUACCCAUGCAUCUUAUCAUUACAAUAAGAUUACUGACUGUUACCAGAGGUUGGAGUUCUUAGGGGAUGCUGUUCUUGAUUAUCUUAUCACGCGACACUUGUUUGAAGACCAGAAAAAACACUCCCCUGGAAAUCUGACAGACUUACGUUCUGCUCUUGUAAGCAAUGCUUUCUUUGCAUCACUAACAGUGAAGUAUACCUUUCAUAAGUAUUUCAAAUAUCUUUCUCCUGGCCUAUUUUCAGUUAUACAGAAGUUUGUAGAACUGAAAAGAGAUACUGCUGAGUGUGGAUAUUAUGAUAAAUAUUAUCUGGAGGAAAAUGAAUGUGAGUUGACUGAAGAAGUAGAAGUACCAAAAGCACUUGGAGACAUUUUUGAGUCCGUUGCUGGAGCUAUUUAUCUAGACAGUGGAAUGUCUCUAGACACAGUUUGGAGGGUAUAUUACCCUAUGAUGAAACCAGAAAUUGAAUAUUUCAGUACUAAAGUACCUAAGCCACCCGUCAGAGAACUUUUGGAAUUGGGGCCCCUUACAGUUGUGUUUCAACCUCCUGAGAAGACUUCAAAUCAAAGAAUAAGGGUUCAAGUGGAUGUGGCUGGAAUAGGAAGUUUUGUUGGUGUAGGAAGAAACAAAUGUAUAGCCAAGAGCAUAGCAGCGAAGUUAGCCCUAAGAGAAUUGAAAAAGAUCAAAGUGUAACAGAAGUGAAAUGACAUCUUCCUUUUAUAUAUGCAUUCAUUUUACUUUGAUUGAUGAAGACAUCCAGAGCCACAAAAAUUAACCUAACAUUGAAUUUUCUUCAUUCUUGUUGCAAUAUUUCAUAUUAAAUUAGAAGAGUAACGUUAAUCAUACAAGUGAUUUCAUACAUUACAUUUUAUAACAUUUCUGUAGUUGAAUAAGAACUGCUUCAGAUAUCCUUUUUGUAGCUGAUUCAGUUUUCAGAAUUUUGUCACAAGAAUUAUAAUUCACCAACUUAUUACUUUCUGCUUUUACAAAUAUGACAAAUUUGAUAGUUGUGAUCAAAUUAUAUUUACUUGGACUUUAACAUGUAUAUACUAUUAAGAUAAAAGUUUUAAAAUAAAUUAUUUGAGGUAACAAAUGUGAUAAAGUUUUCAGGUUGUAAGUUACAACUAGUGGUAGUAUAUCCAAUUUGUUUAUUUCUGUUAUACAUCUUUUAAUAAUGUAGAGUACAGUAAUUAAAAUAAAAACUACCUAAAGCAUCAA